Messenger RNA from Chenopodium quinoa (quinoa), 468 nucleotides. Its product is annotated as epoxide hydrolase A-like. The transcript has 2 exons. The record is from RefSeq and is a predicted model, not a curated record. Gene Ontology annotation, molecular function: hydrolase activity. Lineage: Eukaryota; Viridiplantae; Streptophyta; Magnoliopsida; Caryophyllales; Amaranthaceae. The coding region runs from base 1 to 468 and encodes 155 amino acids.
AUGAAGGUACCUGGAGAAAUAGAGUCUGAGAUUGCUGAAGCUGGUGGUGCUGACAAAUUCUUAAGAAAAUUAUUUUCGUACCGCCACCCAGGACCUUUAAUGUUGCCCAAACGACAAGCCUUCAAUAAUGUGCCUCCUUAUCCGAAUUGGUUGUACGGAGAAGAUGUUGCUUACUACCGGGACAAAUUUACACAUACCAGCUUCACUGGAGGAUUGAACUAUUAUCGUGCUAUAAAUCUAAAUUGGGAACUCAUGGCACCAUGGACAGGAGCUCAUGUAAACGUACCAGUGAAGUUCAUUGUUGGAGAAUUGGAUCUGGCUUACCUUAAGCCUGGAGUCAAGGAAUAUGUUCAAGGCGGGGGGAUGAAAAACAAUGUGUCACUUCUGCAGGAUGUGGUCAUACUUGAAGGAGUUGCCCAUUUUCUACAGCAAGAGAAGCCUGAUUUGAUAUCUAUUCGAAAAUUUUAA